UUAAUUUUUUUUCUUAGAUUGCUUUCUACUAAAGCUGAAUUUUUGGACUUAAUAAAGUAAAUUUGAAAGUUUUCAAUUACAAAUUUCUCUGUUGUAGCAUACUUCUUUUUAAAAAAAGCUAUCAUAAUAAAUCAUUAAGAAAGAUUAAAAAGAAGGAAAACAAUCUUACUAAAGUUUAUAAUGAAAGUUUAAGACACUUAAAUUGAUAAAUGUUCCUAACAGAGAGCGAUCUAGUUGUCUUGAUAUCGUGGGUCGAGUUCUCUUGGGCGCGAAUUGUGUUGACACCUCUUUGGUGAGCAUGCGCAGCGAUCUCGUGGGAUUUUCAAACGAAAGCGGAAUAAAAAGAAAUACAGCCACAGUAUGAGUUGGCUGACAGACGAAUGGAAGGAUGGACUUCCAUCUCGGGCCCUCCAAAAGAUAUCACAAAUCGAAGCCCAGCUUGAGAAACUGAAGAAGGAACGAGAACAGAAACAGUUCCAAUUUGAAAGCUUAGAACAGGCAUUGCAAGUACAAAAGAGAAAAGUUGAGGAAGAGAAAAACAACCAGUCGUCAUUGAAGAGAGAAAACCAGACUUUAUCAGAGACAUGUCAGGACAUGGAGAACAAGCGACAGAAGCUGGCACAGGAACUACAGACCAAAGAAAAUCAGAUAUCAUGUCUAGAUGGCAAGCUAUCACACACCAAAGCCCAGCUAGAUACAGAGACAGCCAAAGUAAAUCAGCUGCAGUCAGAGGUGGAACGAUUACAGAAAGAUAAUGAUGAUCUUACCAAAAAGAUGGAAAAGAUGUCUGCUGACCAUGGGAAACUUCAGGAGUAUAGUAAACAACAGAAGGUGCAGUUAGAACAGCAGCAUGAGAAGGUCAGGGCACUAGAGGUGGACAUUAAAAGACAAGGGGACAGUGGUGACAAGAUGCCCAGCACUACUUCAGCAACCUCAGCUGCCAGUGACAACCUGCUACAGUUGGAGAUAAAGAAAUGGAAAGAUCUUCAUGAGCAAGAUAUGGCAAAGAUUGAGAAUAUGAAACAGGAAUAUGACACAAUGGCAAAACAGGCUGAAGCACAGAUUGAAAAAUUGAAAGAAGAAUUGAAGAAAAGCCAGUCACACAACACAGAAUCUCAACUUAAAUUUGAUAAUCUUAGUCUACUGCAACAGAAAAGUAAUGCCGGUUCUGUUGGAGCCCCGCAGCAUGUUGAACAAACAGGGAUCUUUAAUGCAAGGCAUGAUGAGUUUAGUAAACACCAGAACGGGCACCAGAGGAAUAAUGACAUAUUUGGGACUUCCCAGAAUAGACCUCGGAUUGACCAUGAUAUUUUUGGAACAUCACAACCACAGGAUGGAGGACGACAGCACCAACAGGGAUCCUGUCUACCUGGUAAUACUUCGGGCAUGACUGAUGGUGAGUGGAAAACAAACUUACCUCUCCAGGGUCAGAAGUUCCUACAACAGCUGGAGGGGCAGGUGGAGAAAAUGAAGAAAGAACGAGACCAGAAGCAGUUCCAGAUGGACAGUCUAGAACAGGCUAUAGAAAUACAGAAGAGAAAAGUAGAAGAAGAGAGGAACACAGCUACAUCGCUGAAGCGUGAAAUCCAGCAGUUGUCCGAGUCUUGUGAGGAACUGGAAAAGAUGCGUCAGAAGACUACACAGGAGAUCCAGACGAAAGACAACCGAAUUUCUUGUCUAGAUGGACAGCUGUCACACACCAAAGCUCAGCUUGACACCCAAACUCAGAAAAACUCUAAGCUGGAACUGGAGUUGGAGAAAAUUAAGAACAAUGAACAGGAUACAUCACAUAAAAUAGACCAACUAAUGACAGAGAAAACCAAGUUACAGCAACAGCUGGAAGUCGCUACCAAGGAAGUCCGACAGAAUCAGGAAAUCGUCAGUGUUUUAAAGAAGAAAGAAGUUACUGUCUUGAAGAAAUUGGAAGAGAAGGAAUCAGAAUUAUACAAUAUCAAGUCAGAGCUGAAAAACAUCAAAGAUAGUUUGGCAGAGAAAAACAAACAAAUGAGCGAAGCCCAAAGAAGCUGGAGUGUCAUGGAGGAGAAACUGCGGUCCACUCUGAGUGAGCGGGAGGGGGAGGCCAAAAAAUACAAUGAUAACCUAUCUACGAAAGACAGAGAGAUCAGAGAACUCCAGAAUGAAGUAAGAGGACUUCAGAACCAGAUCUCAGACAACAAGACAACAUUGGAGAGGAAAGAAAAAGAAAUGAAUCAGCUGAACUUCCUUCAUGAGCAGCGGCAAGGCGAACUAGAAGAGUUACAGUCAAAGCAGAAGAAACAUCAGGAAGAUUAUCACUGUCUACAGACCAAACAUGACCAGCUGUACUCCAGCCACCUCACUACAGUCAACCAGCUGCAGGACCUGAAGAAACAGAUUGAGGCAAAGGACAAGAGCAUGGCAGAGCAACAGGCUGGUUUUGAUACCCUUCAGGCUCAAAUGACAGAGAAAGAGACUGCCUUACAAAAUGAAAUUAGUGAGCUGCAUACUAAUGUGGCACAGGCUCAGUUUGCAACAGAGUCCAAAAACAAGGAGAUCACAUCCUUGGAGAUGCAGAUUGUGUCUGUCCAGAUGCAGCUUGAUUCUGUUGGCCAGGAUUUCCAGAAGAAGUUGGAUGAAACAGAGAGUAAAGUGAAGGAGCUGACAGAUAUCAAGGAAAAGCUGGUGGAUAUAGAGAAUUCUAAAAAUGAAGAAGUGAGGAACUUAAAAGGGAAAUGUGAAGAGGUAGAACAGAAUCUUCAUAAAGCGAGUGCUGAAUUGGGAACUUUGCAGACCAAGAAUAAAGAAAAAGAUGACGAAUGUGUGGAUUUGAAAUCGAAAUUGAAGCAAGUGUCAGAUGCUCUUCAGGUGAAAGAAACGGAAUUGAAGGAAGUCUCAAAACAAUUUUCAGAACUGCAGGAAUACUCGGGCAGGGAACACACUAAAUUGACAUCAGAGCUUGAAAAUUUGAAUUUACAAUUUGCCAGUUUAAUUGAGGAAAGAGAUAAAUUAAAAGUUGCUGUUGAUAAAAAGAAUGCAGGGUUCUCAGAGUUGGAAAACAAAUUGAAAGAAAAAGAUAAUGAAAUCAAGAAUCUUGAUGUGAGAUGUAAUGAAGUGCUGAAAGACAUCGAGGAAUUGACUGCGGAAAAAUCCACCAUGCAAAGUCAAUUAAGCCAGGCUAAUGAUGCCUUAACAAGCAAAUCAGCAGAUUUGGAGGAAACUCGCCAAGUCCUGGAAACUGAAAACAGAAAACUGAAUUCGGAUCUUAUGAACAAGGAAACCCUGGUCUGCUACAUGAGUGAACAAAUCAAGACAAUGAAAGAAGAUAAGGAAAAACAUCUACAAGCACUGCAAGUAAAAUCCCAGGACAUCUGUGCACUGAAAAAAGAAACUGAAUCACUAAAAGGAGAGAAAGAAAAUACUGAGAAAAUGUAUGAGGAACUCAAAGAUGCAGAGAAAGUAAAGCAUGAGGAAAUCAGAAAACAACUGGUCCAAAUUCAACAAUUAGAGUCUGUACUUGAAAACAAGAAGAGUGGCAUAUUGUCUCUACAAGAUGAACUUGGUUCUGUGAAAAACGAAAUGUCUUUAGAGCUUCAGAAACUUUCAGAGGAAAAUACAGCACUUUCUCUGAAGCAAUCAGCCCUGAAUGAAAACCAUGAAAAAUUAGAGCAGCUUCUUGGAGAGAAGACUUCACAAUUAGAAACAGUGAGAAAAGAUCUAGUGAACUUACAAUCAGAAGUGCAAGUACUCCAAACUACAAAUGAAAAACUUAGUGAAAAAUUAUCUGAAAGUGAGGCAUUAUCACAAGACCUGCAGGGUAAACUUGAACAAGCUAAUGAAGUUGUGAAAUCAAAUUCUAAUGAGCUCGCAUCGGCUCUGAGAGAGGUGGAACAGUUGCAGCAAUCUUCUGACACUGAGCACCAAAAACUUGUCAACAAAAUAGAAGCCUUAGAGAAACUAAAUGUAGAGCUGUCGGAGUGCAGAGAAUGUUUAAAGAGUUCGGUGGAGGUACUAGAAAAUGAGAAAGAGAAGCUACAAAGUUGUAUCAAAGCUAUCCAAGAGGAGCAGACAACACUGUGCUCAAAUCUGGAACAGAGUGUGCAGAAAUCAGCAGAACAAGCAGCAAAAUUGGAGGAAUUGUCCACCAGUCUUCAACAAGCAAAUGAAGCUGUAUCACUUAAAGAUGAAGAGCUCAGAAAACUUAGAGAAGAGUUGAAAUCUGUUGAAGAGAACACUUGUCUGGAGAUGGAAAAGAAAGCUGAGUCUUUAUGUCAGCAAGAAAGUGAAAAUAAAUCAUUGCAGGAGCAGUGCACCAAUUUGAAGCAAGCUUGUGAAGCCAAGGACAAUCAGGUUACAGCACUGGAAGGAAAGGUAAAUGAACAACAACAAAUAUCGAAUGAACUGCAAGGAGAGCUAGAUAAGAUGACAGGAGAGGCUGGUGAUAUGGAAGCAGAAUUAAAAGUCCUAAGGGUGAGAUGUAGUCAGGCCGAGGAUUUAGAAAGAGAGAGAGAAAACCAUAUUGAGUGUCUGCAGAAAGAAAUUAAGGAAUCCCAGAACAAAUUUUCCAUUGACAUGGAUAAACUGGUGAGUGAGAAUUCUGAACUCAAAGUGCAGUUAGAUGAGUUGAUUACAGAAAAAACCAAAGGGAAAGAUUUGAUUGAGAGCACAGUAUCUCAGAAAGAGAGACUGGUGUUGGAACUGAAAGAAAUGAAGGAAGUACUUCAGAGGAUGGAGGCAAAGCAGGAGAUGUUGCAGAUGGACAUGGAGGACAAAGAUGAAUGUCUUGAGGCAUGGGAACAGAAAAUAGCCAUGAUGGAAGAAUCAAUCAAGAGUUUAAAGUCUACUGUUGAAGAGAAGGAAAGGACUAUAAAUUCAAUAACAUCAGAACUAGAGGAAGUCACUGGAAAACUUAACUCAAUGAUGAAUAUAAAAGAAUCUUUAGAAAAAGAACUUCACAAGAACAAACAUCAAUGUGAACAACUGUCGUCAGUCUUGGAAAUGGAGCAAUCUACUUUGGAAAAGAAAGCCGAAAGUGUUGAACAACUUAACAAGGAAUGUGAAGAGUUGAAAAUCAAAUUGGAGUUGGUUCAAGACAGUGAAACUGAUAAAAUCAAAUCACUUGAGAAACUUCAAGUAAAUGUAAAUGAUCUAGGAAGAUCUCUUGAAAAGUACCAGGUGGAUUUGCAAGAAAGCAAGGAAAAUGUUGAUGCUUUGGAGUCCCAGUGUGGCAAGCUUCAAGAUCAAUGCAUAAACAAAGAUCAGAUCCUUGCAGAAAAGCAACAGGAAAUCAACAACCAAACAGUUCACAUCCAUACACUUGAAAAUACUAUGGCUCAAAUGCAAGAGAAAUUGGACUGUGUGAAUGAAUUGACCUUCAACAAGGACAACAAAUGUGCCCAAUUAUCUGAAGAGUUAAGUGAUCUACAGCAAGAGUACCAAGUGAAAUCGGAUUUGUUAGAGCAGCAGAAAUCGUCCCUUGAAACAUAUGCAGAAAGAAUCAAACAGAUGACUGAAGAGUCAGAAGAACAGGAGAAACAGAGGCGUAAAGAAAACCAGGAUUUACAUGUCAAGUUACAAUAUAAACAGGAUAUACUGGACAGAAAGGUGUCAGAACUAGAGAAACUGAAAACCUCAUUUGAUGAUAUGGUGCAUCAGGUAAAAAGUUCGUUCAGCAGUGUGGAGGAGAAAAAUGUUGAAAAUCAGACACUGUGUGCAAAGUUGGAGACAUUGCAGAGAGAGAUGUGUGAGUUAAGAGAUUCUCAUGAAGAAAACAGUAGAUUACUACAGUCUCAAAAAGAUGCUAAUGAGUUGAUGGAAAGGCGACUCAAUGAAACUCUCCUGUCAAAAACUUCAGCUGAGGAAAUCUUUGAUCGGGAAUCAGCAGAAUUGAAAUGUAAACUUGAUGAAAUGGCAUCAGGAAUCCAUGAGAAGAGUGAAGAAAUGGAAUUGAUGAAUCAGAAAAUGACAAAUUUGCAAGGAGAGUGGGAAAGUUUGAAGGAAAAGAAUAUUUCUUUGAAGGAGUUAACAAACACACUUGAGGCUCAGCUGGAUGUUGUCCGUAGUGAAAGUGAAAGCAUGAAGACUGAAUUAAGUGCAAGAACAGAAAGCUUGAUAGAUGAACGCCAAAAGUCGGAAAAUGCUCUGGAAGUUCUGAAAAAUAGAUAUGAGAAUUUACAGAAGGAGAAGGAAGACCUAUCUGCAAGUGUAGGAGAAUUGGAAAAGACGUUGCUUCAAGUGGAAAGCGAAAAGGAGGAAAUUGAAUCCCAGAAAUCAUUACUUCAACAACAAUUUGAAAACAUGCAGUGUCAAGUUCAGGAGUUGCAGAUUGUUCGAGAGAACAAAGAACUGGAAUUGUCAAGCACUGUGAAUGAGUGUUGCACAUUAGAAAGACAGCUGGCAGAGGUCAGUGAAGAAAGAAAUGACAUUCAAAAUCAGUUUGGGCAGCUGAAAGAAGACAUGGAAGCCACUCAACUUCAAAUCCAAUCUCUCCAAAACCAACUUAAAGAAAAAGCAGACCAGGUGUCAGAAUUCUCUCUCGUUAUUGAAACCAAAGAGAUGUCAGUGACUGAAUUAAAAGAACAGAUUGUUGAACUUGAAGAAGUUAAGUCUUCUGAAAACAAAAGGUAUGUUGAUGAUAUGUUUAAGAAAGACAAGGUUAUUGAGUCUUUGGAAACCACAGUUCAGGAACUACAAAAUCAUCUUCAAGAAAAGCAUCAGCAAUUGAAAGUAGCUGAGACUGAUCUGGAGGCUCAGGUUGCUGAACUCAGUAAAAAGCUAGAUCACAGCCAUCAGCAACUCCAGCUGUCAAAACAGGAGAAUUGUCAUCUUCAAGAUCAAGUCAAAGAGGCAUCCUCAAAGGAGUUCGAAAUUUUGCAAAGGCAUUCAGAAGCAGACGGACAAGUGUCAUUGUUAACUUCAAAGAUUGAAGAACUCACCAAGCAGAGUGAAUCUCAAGUUAAUAGCCUCCAAGAGAAAAUCAUAAGCAUGGAAAGAGAACUUUCUGAAUUGACCACUAGCAGUGCUGGAUUGCAAUGCAAGAUUAAAGAGCUUGAAUUCCAGAAAUGUACGAUAGAUGAAGCGAAAAAGGAUGUCACUGCACAGAAGUCUGAGCUUGAAUAUGAACUGUCAGAAAAAGUGCAGAAGAUUGAAAAAUUAGAGGACCAGACCAGGGAACUAGUAUUGCAGAUACAGGCAUUCUCUAUGGAGAAAGAACAGCUUCAAUAUGAAAUAGAAAUGUCCAAGAAAGAGGGGGAUGUCCAAGUCCAUUCACUAACCGAGAAAUUGAGGAAAUUAGAGGAAAAACUUAGGGAGAAAGAUUCAAUUGAAUCGGAACUGAAUGACAGGAUUGUAACGUUACAACAAAAUUGUGAGGAGGCAGAGAAUGUAAAAUCUCUGCUGAAUGAAGAGAAGGAAGAUUUACAGCAGAAAUUACUCCAGGUGGAGGAGAGACUGUCAGAGGUAGAACUGCAAAGCAUGAAAAAUAAUGACAAAGUGAAUGAUCUCUUGUCCCAAGAUGCCAUCAGCAAGGAGCAGAUAAGGCAGCUUGAGGAGGAAACCAAAGCUCUUAGAGAGUCUGUAGAGGAUUUAGAGGUGCUGAAAAUCGAACUGUCAGAAAAACUCCAUGACUCUGAAAGUAAUCUAAGUCAGAAAAUAUCCGAAUUUGCAGAAAUGGAAAACAAUUCGCAAAAAGCCAAUGACCAGAUAGAAUCUUUGAGCAAAGAGAUUAAAGUUCUUGCUGAAGCUAAUGAGGAAAAAUUGUUAAAGAUUCAGGAGGCAGAAACCCAGAUUAAAGCAAAGAAUUGCGAUGUUACAGAUAAGGACAAUAUUUUAGCUGAAAUGGAAAGCAAGUUGGAAGAUAUGAUUAAGGAAAAGGAAACCAUGAUGUCACAGAUGCAAGAUGACAUUAAUCAACUACAUGCUGAGACAGACUCACUGAAGGAUAAGCUAAGAGAAAGUGAGUCUUGCCGAGAUAAAUUUGAAACUGCAUGUAACACGAUCACUGCCUCAUAUGAAGAAGUUUUUAGGCAGAAAGAAGAUUUACAAACAGAAAUCUCUCAUUUAAAAGAGUCAGAAGAAAAAUUAAACAAUAUGGUAUCUGAGAACCUCACUCAAAUAACUGUACUUGAAGACCAAAUUUAUAGUUGUCAGCAAAAUAUUGAGACAAUAUCAAAUGAAAAGGAUAUUCUACUAAAUAGGCUACAUGAAACUGAAUUAUUAGUGGAAUCCAGGCAGUGUUCUUCUGAAGGGGCACAAAAACAACUAGAAGAUGUGCAAAGAGAAAAAUUGGCAUUGCAAGAAUCUGUAGAAUCCCUCCAGAAACAAAAUGCGGAGCUAGAAGGGAAGGAACACCAGCUAAUGCAAGAGACUGAAGAGGCAAGAAAAGAAAAAGAAGAAAUGGAAGUUCAUUACAAUAAUCAGAUAGAAAAGAAACAGCAGAUCAUAAGAAACCUGGAAGAAGAAAAGGAAAUAUUGAAGAAUAAAUUACAGGACUCUGAAGUGACAGUGAAAAGAAAUGCAGAUAAUUUUGAACAUGUAAGGCAAGAACUGAAAGAACUGAAUGACAGACUGAGCUUAAAAGAGGACCAUAUUGAAGAAGUACAAGAGGCUUGGGACCAGGAGAAAGCAAAAUCCAUCCAAUUAGAAACACAGGUUAAUGAGCUUCAGUUAGAGCUGGAUGCUGCUGAAGAUAGGAAGGGGAAUCUUAUCAAUGAAUUCCAGAACGUUAGAGAAGAGCUUGCACAGCGUGUGGAAAGUGCCGAGAAGAGACAGCUAAUGGUGGAGGAAAAGCAUAAAACUAUUCAGUCAAUGUGGGCAAGUCAUGAGGCAGAAUUGUUUACCAAAACAAGAGAAAUUGAAGAUUUGACAUCUCAAAUAGAAAGAUUUACAGAACAAGUAACUGAAAUGGAGAACAAAAUUUCAGAACUUAACACAGAAAAAAUUUCCAUGGAGGACGAAGUGAGUAACUUGAGGAAUUACAUCAAAAGUGUGGAGGAGGAGAGAAAUUCACUGGAGUCUCAAAUCAGUGCUUCACAAACAGAACUACAGUGUACACAAACCUUCACACAGACUGCCCAGCAGGAGAAGGAUGAAGCUAACGAAAAGCUGCAGUCUCUGCGUGAAACUGUUCAGGAGUUAGAGAAGGAUAACCAAGAAAGUCAGAGUACCAUACAGCAGUUACGGGUGGAGAAUCAGAGACUACUGCUGGAGGCAGAGGAAAAGGAGUCUACACACAAAAAUGAUCGGGAAGAAAUGCAAGAUAAAUGUCUUCAGCAGCAGACUGAAAUGGAGUUAUCCCUCAAGACACAGGAGAACUUGAAGAGUACAUGUGAGAGGGCAGAAAGCAGACUUUCUGAAAUUGAAGAAGAGUUGUUGAAAACAAAAGAACAUAUGUCACAGCUCCAAGAAGAAUUGGAUGUAAAGAAUAGUGAGCUGAAAGAGACCAGGGAAAAGAUGGUUAACAUGAUAGAUAUACAAAGACUUGAGGAUGAAAAUAAGGAACUGAAAGAUAAAAUUGAUUCUUUGUCAAAAGAAUUAGAGCAAGCCUACUCUGAGUUAGAACUGAUGAUUGCAGAGAAAGAACAGGCUCUGCAGGAUUUAAAUGUAAUAAGACAGGAGAAGGAGGAAAUAAAAAAAGAACUGCUCCAACUGAACAAGAGGAUAAACCUUUUGCAGGCAGAAGUAGAAGAAAAGGAAGCAGCCGUUCAGGAACAAAAACAACAGUUGGUUUCUGUCACAGAAGAGUGUGGAGGGGAGGUAAUGAAAAUCAAGCAAGUCAUCAGUUCCACUCUGGAGCCCACCAUUAUGGAAUACCAAGGCAUUGUCAAAGAAAAGAAGAGAAAGAUUGUGGAAAAAGAAAAUGAGCUGCUGGAUCUUAGAGGCAAGGUAAUGGAAAUCAAUAACAAACUUGGUGAGAAAGAUGUAGAAAUUGCUAACUUAUCAGAUACUUGUGCAAAAUUGAGCAAAGAGAAGGAAGAACUACAGUCUGAUAUGGGGACGUACCAAGAUGCCAUGGAAAGCUUGGAAAAAGAAAAUGAAGAGUUUACAACAGAGAAAAAUACCCUGGAGUGUGAACUAAAACAAAUGAUAAGUGAGAGAGACAAGUCUCUUCACUUGGUGGAGGAGCUGAAAAGCUCUAUAAAGGAGAUAGAAAUGAAUGAACAGAAGAAACUGGAAGAGUGGAAAGAAGAAAAGGAGAACCUGAGAAGUCAAAUAUUUUCCAUGGAUGCUGAAAUUAUGGAACUAACAGACAAACUAAACAGCCAAUCUCAAAAGGAGACAGUGUCAAAGAAGGACAUGGACUUGUUACAAAAUAAGAUCAAGAAAUAUGAAGAGGAGCACUCUGGAUAUGAAAAAGACAUUCAGAGACAUCAGCACAAGGUGGAGGAACUGACCAUUGAAUUAACUCAAAAUAAGGAACAGCUGGCUGCAUCAGCUGUACGAAACAAGGACUACCAAGAGGAGGUGGACACUCUGAAGCAGCUACUGCAGGAAAAGAUGGAGAAACUGGAAGAUGUGCAGACAUGUCUGGGAGCCAAGGAAUCAGAAAUGCAGGAUAAGGAGCAGCUGAUUGGUGAAAAAGAGAAGGAAAUCCAGAACCUCCAGGAGCAGAAUUCUAACAAAGAGAAGGAGAAAGGAGAACUUCUAUCAGAGUUCCUGAUUCUGGAGGACAACAAGGCAGAGCUGCAGAGGAGACUGUCAACCAUGGAACUAGAGAUUGCUGAUGUAAAAAGCGAAGAAAGGAAAAGGACAGCAGAAGAGAUUGAAGAUAUAAGGAUGGAGCACCAAAAUGAAUUGGUGAAACUUAAAGAACAGAUACAGUUUGAGUGCACCAAACAAAUGGAGAUACAAAAGAGGCAUUCUGCCAGUGUCUUGGAAUUGAAAGAUAACCACAAAACCAUGAUGGAGCAGCUAAAAGAAAAACACCAAGAAGACAUUAGAAAGACACAGGAGAACUACGAAGCUCAGCUGAGUCUGCUGAAGGACUCGUUAUCCCAGAAUUCCACUGCUGAGGAGGACAUAGCCAAACUGAAAGUGGAAAUAGAAAAACUGGAAGGUUUGGUGGAGGAGUACAAAAAUAAGUUACAAUCUGUGGAGAGGAAGGAGACCCAGCUGACACAGAAAGUUGCAGAGUUAAAAUCCCAAAACAGCAGGAGUAAUGAGUUUCUAUCAAAAUGGGAGAAUCGAUGUACCCGUUUGUCCACGGAGAUUACAGCUGAGAGGUGUAAAAAUCACAAGAUGAAAGAGAUAAUGGACAGCAAAAGAAAGGAACAUGAGGAGGAAGUUAUGAAGUUAAAGGAAGACAUCAAACAGCUUCAGGAGAACGUGGAAAAUCUCAAACAAACAAGUAAGACAGAACUUUCCCAAAGAUCCACAGUGGGUAGGAAAGGAAUAGGUCUGUCGCGGUCACCACGGUCAGCCGUUCAUUCGGUGGGAACUGGGAAAAUGGAGGCUUUAGGAAACAGUGGUCAGAAGAACUUGGUACCUACCACAACAGCGGUCACAUUAGUCAAACCAGAACCCAGAUUCUUACAGGUGCCCAGUACUAGUGUACCGACAUGCAAAUCUCCGAUCAAACAGAGAUCUCCCAGAAACGGUUCACAAUCUUCUAGGUCAUUGUUCUCCAAGGACAAAAUUCAUAGGAUUGGAGAAAAGAGUGCUUUUGUUGGGAAGAGUAGAUUUGAACCUGUGGUAAACCCUCUAGUGGCAGGAAAUAAAACUGCACCAGAAACUGAUGGCUUUAGUUCAUUUCCAUCAUUAACUGCUAAAUCUGGUUUAAGUAGUGCUGUGGAUUCUGAGAGGUUAAGUACUAUAACUUCUGUGUCAAGUGCUAGACAUACAAACUCUGUUAAUACAUCACACAACACGAGGAUGAAAGGACCGGGAUGUGUGUCUCCUACCAUGCAGGAUGUAGCUAUUGUCCCAGAGAAAACUCGCACGGGAGAAAAAAGGUUAUCAUCGGAAACCCAGGAUCAAAUAGCGCCUAAAAAGAUGAAGAGUUUAAAUGGUGUAGACAAAGUUGAAAAGCAUCCUCUGCAGUCUAUCACAAAUAGUCCAGUGAAGAAGAGGUUGGAAGAAUCUGAAGAUAUCAGUUUGGGACCUGCCAAAAGAGCCCUGAGUCUGAAAAAGUCCCCUGCUCGACCCCUCAAACCAAGUACUGAGACCACAUCAUCAGAGGAUGCUAAAGAAGAGGAGGAUUGUGUCAUUCAGUGAUGGAAUGGGAUUACUGUCAGUGAUGGAAUGGGAUUACUGUCAGUGAUGGAAUGGGAUUUCUGUCAGUGAUGGAAUAGGAUUUCUGUCAAUGAUGGAAUGGGAUUACUGUCUUUUCAUUUUAGAUUAAUUUAUGAUAGAUUUAAUCACAUAUUCUGAUGUCAUUUGGGGCCUUCGAGUGUCUCUCUGCUAGGUGCUUGAAUGAUGUAAGUGAGUGAGUUUGUGUGUGCUUCAGUGAAAUUUAUUUUCUUGUAUGAAUUGUUUGUUUCAUUCCUACAUUUGGAUAGGAAUUUUCAUGUUAGAGAUCAUGAAGACUUAAUAUUGAGCAUGCAUUUCAUCACCUAAGCUUUUCACAAUCAAUGGUAUGGAAAAAUUCAACCAUCUUCUGGAAAAGCUUGUAGUAUGCUUUCAGGUAAAUUUUAUUGAUGGAAAUAUUGCAAUGCAGUAGUUUGUUUAUUUUGCGUUCACUAAGAUUGUUAGAGUAUGUCAGAUAUAAGUCUGGUGCGUGUGAUUUUCACAGCUGUUGGUGGUAAAGAUCUGUCUGAGGUUUCCCUGCAAAUAACAAUUUUUUUUCUGUAUACACAUGAUUAAUUAUCUUUAAACUUAUGCAGAAGAAAUAGGUUGAGUAUUUUGCUGGAAAGACAGAUUUUACAGCUUCAUUAUACGUGUAUUAUGUUUACAUCACGUUUGUAUCAGAUUUUACAGCUUCAUUAUACGUGUAUUAUGUUUACAUCACGUUUGUAUCUGAUUUUACAGCUUCAUUAUACGUGUAUUAUGUUUACAUCACGUUUGUAUCUGGUAAGAAAGAGGUACUUUAAACACCUGUCACCUGUAACAUGUUUGGAAUUGUAAAGGUGUUGUACAAUGUAAUGAAAUAGUAGACAAUGUGACCAUCAUUUAACUCUAUAAAUGUCUCGCUUUGUCAUUAUGUACACUAGUUACUCGGUCUCAAUUGUGAACCAUUCAUUAUAAUUAUUUCAUGUAUGCACAAAAGGAAAAUUAAAUAUACUGAAAUCCG
Messenger RNA from Ostrea edulis (European flat oyster), 13201 nucleotides. RefSeq names its product centromere protein F-like. Gene Ontology annotation, molecular function: dynein complex binding; microtubule binding. NCBI's taxonomy places the organism in Eukaryota, Metazoa, Mollusca, Bivalvia, Ostreida, Ostreidae. The transcript has 18 exons. Gene Ontology annotation, biological process: mitotic cell cycle; metaphase chromosome alignment; regulation of G2/M transition of mitotic cell cycle. Gene Ontology annotation, cellular component: spindle pole; nucleus; chromosome, centromeric region. The record is from RefSeq and is a predicted model, not a curated record. The coding region runs from base 361 to 12186 and encodes 3941 amino acids.